This is a messenger RNA of Melopsittacus undulatus (budgerigar), 3870 nucleotides long. It is a transcript of the gene DCLRE1C, whose product is annotated as DNA cross-link repair 1C. NCBI's taxonomy places the organism in Eukaryota, Metazoa, Chordata, Aves, Psittaciformes, Psittaculidae. Gene Ontology annotation, biological process: interstrand cross-link repair; double-strand break repair via nonhomologous end joining; telomere maintenance. Gene Ontology annotation, molecular function: 5'-3' DNA exonuclease activity; damaged DNA binding. The record is from RefSeq and is a predicted model, not a curated record. The transcript is spliced from 14 exons. The coding region runs from base 7 to 2121 and encodes 704 amino acids.
GGCGCCAUGAGCCGGUUCGGGGGCCGCGUGCAUGAGUACCCAGCAGUGUCCAUUGACCGCUUCGAUCACGACAACCUGCUCGCGCGCGCCUACUUCCUGUCGCACUGCCACAAGGACCACAUGAAGGGGCUGCGGGCGCCCGCCCUGAGGAGGAGGGUGGAGAGCAGCUUGAAAGUUAAAUUGUACUGCUCCCCCGUAACCAAGGAAUUGCUGUUGACUAACUGGAAGUACAAGUUUUGGGAGAAUCACAUUGUUGCACUUGAAGUCGAAACCCCAACUCAGAUUUCUUUGGUAGAUGAAACAACUGGCGAGAAAGAAGAUGUAGAGGUGACACUUCUACCAGCUGGUCACUGUCCAGGAUCAGUCAUGUUUUUGUUUGAAGGUGAAAAUGGCACUGUGCUGUACACAGGGGAUUUCAGGCUCGCCAAAGGAGAAGCAGCCAGAAUGGAGCUUUUGCAUUCAGGGACCAGAGUAAAAGACAUCCAGAGUGUGUAUUUGGACACUACUUUCUGUGAUCCCAAGUUUUAUCAUAUACCAAGCAGGGAGGAAUGUUUAAAGGGGAUCUUGGAGUUAGUGCGAAGCUGGAUUUCCCUGACUCGCAACCAUGUUGUGUGGCUGAACUGCAAAGCUGCUUAUGGAUAUGAAUAUUUAUUCAUAAACCUCAGUGAGGAACUUGGGGUCAAGGUGCACAUGAACAAACUUGAUAUGUUCAGAAACAUGCCAGAAAUCCUCUACCACAUUACUACAGAUCAGCACACUCAGAUUCACGCCUGCCGAAAUCCCCGGGAUGAUGACUGCUUUCGAUGGAAUAGGCUGCCUUGUGGGAUGACGUGCCAAAACGGAACCCCCGUGCACUUAAUAGUCAUCAAACCCUCCACUAUGUGGUUUGGAGAAAGGAUCAAGAAAACCAAUGUAAUAGUGAGGACUGGGGAAAGUACCUACAGAGCUUGUUUCUCUUUCCACUCGUCAUACAGCGAGAUUAAGGAUUUCCUGAGCUACAUCCAGCCUGUGAAUGUGUAUCCCAAUGUGCCACCAGUGGGUGGGACAGAAGAGAAAGUUAUGCAACUGUUAAAGCCAUUAUGCAGGUCAUACAGGAGAAACCCAGAACCCAGGUACAAGCCCUUAGGAACACUGAAGAGAGCCUGCAAGAGAGACUUAUCUGAUACAGAUGAAGAUGAUCUCUUUGAUUCAGAACUAACUGCUGCAAGGCCUAAGAUUUCAAAACAGCAGAGAGAAGAGAGCAGGCCCUCCAGCCCAGCACGGUCUGAAAACACUGGAGGAAACAACGAUGAGAGCACAGAAAGUUACAGAACGACUGCAACUUACACCUCACUCAAGGUAGACUUCAUGGACUGUGAGGAAUCAAAUGAUGAUGAUGAAGAUGAUGAAGAAGAAUCUGAAAACAAUACAGCUGAAGUUUUUUCCCAGGAGCCAGAUGCCACUUCCACAUCAAACUUCAGUGGGGUAACCAGUAACCAACAGGAGUCCAGCAGUGAUGUCCCUCGUUGGGACACGUUCUUUAAGUGUGAUAGACUAGAAGAAACCUCUGAUAUCGAGGACAACUUCCCCUCCUCAGCAGAUGCUGGUGGCUCCCAGUCACUCUUCAGUGAUUCGGAUGGUGUCAGUGACUCAACACACAUCUCCUCCCAAAACUCUUCCCAGUCAACACACAUAUCAGAGCAGGGCAGCCAGGGCUGGGACAGCCAAAUGGACACAGUGCUCAUUACCACCCAAGAGAGGAAUGCCUUGGACAUGAGCAGAGGUGGGAGCAGGACAGUUGCUGUAUCACAGGACACCACCAAAUACACUCCACUUGACAACAGCCUGUGCAAACCACUGAGUCAGAACAGAUCUUGUGUCCAUGUUGCCUGUGACUUGAAAAGCAAAGACACUGAGAAAGAUGCAGAUGCUAGCACAACUUGUGUUGGAGAUGGGGUGGUAGAAGGAAGUGACAACUCCAGGACAACAGAUCUGGAGCCGAGGAGGGACUCCCAGAGCUCCUCAGACUUCGAAAUUCCCCUAACUCCUGAUGCUGAAGUGCCUCAGCCAGAAAAACUGCGCUGUUUGUACAAGAAGCUGGCAGCAGGUGAAAACAUAGUCUGUGAGAAGAGAGUCUCCUGAAGACACAUGGAACUGAUCAGGUCAUAGUAACAAAUGCUGAAGUUUAUUAAACUCCGACUUUUCUCUUUAAUGCUGGUUACUGUCUGCAGCUGUGUGGGUUUAGGCAAUGCUUUCAGGAAUCUCUUAUUGUCAGAACUCAGAAGCUGCAGCCUGUGUGACUCUUGUUCCUUCCAUGAACUACUGAGAAGGUGGUAUUCCUGGGAAGGACCCGAAAGCCUUCCAUCUCCUGAGCUUAAGUUCUCUGGAACUGCAAGCAGACAAAAAAUGGACCAGACAAAACUAAGGGUUAAACACUGGCUCAAGUUCAGUGUUUCUCUUUAUCAUGAGUUCUAAGAGUUUGCCUUUGAGAUACACGUGAUCUCAGGUUUUAAUGAAAUGCCACAUUUUUAACUGUAGGAAUACAUCAUUCAGGUAUGACCACACAAACUACGCCAUAGUUGCACUUGGAAUUUGAGUUUUCACUGCAAUUGUUUUUAACAGUGGUUUCAAAAUGGGUAAGAAAAUUACUGAGAAGUGGGUUUUUUAAUAAAUAGUUCUUUUCCAGCAGUUUGUUUACAGUGAGAAGCAUUGUCAUCCCCUUGAACUCCUGAAUGAGGUAAUUGAUACACACUGGUUUAAACCUAACUUCUUGCAAACAACUUGUCCACCAUUCCUCCAUGUUCUGGGUUGUUCUGAAUUGUUCAGAAUGACUUGCAAAUAAACCUGGAUGGUUCCCCAGCCACUGUCAGCAGCCUGCUGCAAGGCCAGUCCACAGCAACAGCAGGUUACCCAUCAUCCUGGCCAGGCUGUUGGGUUACUUCAGGCUCUGGUGUCACCAGAUUUCACCUCCUCCACAACGUUCUGCUGACUUCACUGAAUUCAGACAUGGUCAGGUUUGGUUUUUAAAUCAAGACGAUCAAUUCUCUCCAUGCACGAGUGCCAUUGUAACUAACUGCUGGAAUUCUUAGCGUUUGAAAUGGAAAUGUCAUUCAGGUUUGUGUUAAACUGCAGGGCCAACAAGAGCGCCAGAACAGCAAGUCAUCUAAAAAGCCAUGAGGUUUCCCAUCCAUGUGGUCUUAAGUCCCAAAGAAUUAAACAGACUUUUAGUAUGACAGCUCUUCCCUCCCCUUCAGUCUUUCUCUCUUCUCAGCAGCAGUGUUCUGAUAUGGGGAAAACCAACCCAAGAAAAAUUGCUAUUAUGUCUGUAUGGUCUUACAGACAUUCCAGUCCAUAUGCUUCUCCACUGGCCCCUCACCCACUCCAUCCUGGGAUUUGUUAACAUUCAUUUCCAAACAGUCUAUCAAUCGUUUUUAUUAUCAAGGUUGAGUGAGUGAACCUGCUGUUGUAAUAACCUCCAGGAAUAAAGUCCUACAGAGCAGAACUUCUUCCACUGGCUUCUAUGGAAGUUCAGGGCUGCAUUUACAGUGUGCUUAAAUGUAGAAUAACAAGUCAAUUGUGUAAAUUUAUACCAGUUCUUACCUGCCAUAAACUGAAUAGGAAACAUCACUUCCUCACCAUUGCUCUUCUACAGUCCUCAGAGUGCUAGAAGACUUGGGUACAGGAAUUAAGAGGUUGUAGUCUUAAAUCCUGCUGCUCCAGCUCAUUGUGACAGGUUAAGAUUAUUCGGGUUUUUUUGUGGUUAAGAAUGACCACGACAACAAGAGAAAAACUAAAUUUAAUUUAUUUUAUCAAAACCUAGAGGAAGAUAGCAAUACUAGAGAUUACACAUCCUGAAAAGAAAAUGUUCCUGAGCUUACAAACUGCAUAUUC